Durusdinium trenchii is the source of this 885-nucleotide messenger RNA. The record is from the annotation of a GenBank genome assembly. NCBI's taxonomy places the organism in Eukaryota, Dinophyceae, Suessiales, Symbiodiniaceae.
AUGGGCAAAACCAGCCUAGACCAAGUCGCAACUUGGAACAACGAAGACUUGGACGAGAGGAAAGCUGCAGAUUGGGUGGGAAGUCUUCAGGAAGCAAAGGACAAAUGCAUUGGAGAUCAUCGAUGUGAGGUGGUGUGUUACCACUCGAAGACCGGGAAAGCACAAUACUACCAAAAUUUUCGGAAAGCUUUGGGAGAAGUGGAGUCCGGCAAGAAAGGGUGGAAAGAGAUUCUGCAAAAAGCACCCCCAUGGCAGGAGGAUGGGUGGACAUGCUUGCAGGCAUCUCCCAAGUGUCGGCGCCAAGCUGCUGAGAUUGCCCAGAAGAAGAGGGAGGCAGGUCUCAAAGAGACCAUGGAUGCGCUGAACGAGCUUAGCUUGCUGAAGCAGAGCCUUCAUCGCUUACCCCCUUCUCCAUUUCAGCCGCAAGGAUCAUUUUCCCAUGAUUCUGCCGACUUCCUUGGCAAGCUCAAAUUUCCCACGGGGGAGGAGGCACAGGAACUACGGCAGGAGUGCACAAACAUCGCCUCCAAGGUGAUCAAUGCCGAAGAGGUCUCAGACUUGGGGAGCUGUUCCGAGCGGAUCUGGGUACAUCGCCCCAUAAAGGCUUCACAGGGCCGUUGGCAAGAAUGCUGCGCCUCUGAAAAUGGUUUGAAAUGCAUGGAUCGCUUUGUCAUCCCAGCGAACUCCUGCGAGAGUUGCCAAGGGGUUUGCCUGGACAUCGGCGGGAAAGAGGGCUAUUGCCUUGAGCUCGGUUCUCCUGGCAGCUGGGAGGGUUCAGGUGGCAAAGUGGUCGAGCUCAUGUCUGCCAGUGUUGGGGAUCCCACUGUCCAGUUGGUGUUGGGGGCCCCUUUGUUGCGGAGAGGCCGCUGCGGCUCCUUCAUUUGA